This is a messenger RNA of Mya arenaria, 1737 nucleotides long. RefSeq names its product heat shock 70 kDa protein 12A-like. The record is from RefSeq and is a predicted model, not a curated record. The coding region runs from base 1 to 1737 and encodes 578 amino acids. NCBI's taxonomy places the organism in Eukaryota, Metazoa, Mollusca, Bivalvia, Myida, Myidae. The transcript has a single exon. Gene Ontology annotation, molecular function: ATP binding; ATP-dependent protein folding chaperone.
AUGUCUCUAUCAGAGACUAACCAGGAAGAAGAGGCUGCAGUAGUGGUAGGAAUAGACUUUGGGACCACAUACAGUGGCUAUGCCUUUAAUUUCACAAGUAACCCCACCUCUUUCUACACAGUCAUAGGGGAGGAAAGGGAACCCACAUGUGUGCUCCUUAACCCCGAUAAGACAUUUAGCGCGUUUGGUAAACAGGCACUUGAGAACUAUGCAGAGUUAGAACCCGAUGAACAUCACUCGCAUUUCUUUUUUCAUCACUUCAAGAUGAAACUGUAUGAGUGUAAGAAACUAACAAGAGAAACGUCCAUCCUUGAUCAAUCAGGAAAAGAAAUGAAAGCAAUGGAUGUCUACAGCAUUGUUUUGCAACAUUUCAAUAAAAGAAUUAUGCAGCAUGUUAAUGAAGUGAAAUUUUAUCAAACCAAUGAAGGUUUUUCUUCAAAACACAUUCUAUGGAUGCUAUCAAUACCCGCCAUUUGGACAGAUUCUGCCAGGCAGUUCAUGCGAGAAGCUGCCACAAAUGCUGGACUUGAAAAUGUCAGGCUGGUUUUGGAACCGGAGGCUGGUGCUUUGUUUGCCAUUGACAAACCACUUUACAUGAGGGAGGACAAGUUUGCAGGCAAAUUUCCAGUUGGACAUAAAUACAUAUUGGCUGACCUUGGUGGAGGAACUAUUGACAUUUGUGUUCAUGAAAUCCUUGCAGGUAGAAAACUCUGCGAACUCUACAGAGCUACGGGUGACUAUGCUGGGGGCUCCAGAGUCAAUCAUGAAUUUGAACAGUUCUUUGUGAGCGUGUUCGGGGCUCCAGCACUUGCUGAUUUCAGAAGAAAUUUUGCACAAUCGUAUCAGGAAUUUAUCCAGUGUAUUGAAAGAAAAAAAUGCAUGUUUUCACAAAGCACAGACAAAAUUACUUUAAUACUUGAUUCCGACUACGUGUCAUUAGUGGAAAAUGAUAAUGGCGAAACUAUAGAGAAAAUUAUAUCAGACUCACAGUAUAAAUAUCUAGUGCAAUACCGCAAGGCAGGCCGCCGUCUAACUCUUUUAAAUGUUGUUGUUAAACAUUUCUUUGACAGCUCUGUAGAUGUGAUAAUUGAAAAACUAAAGGAGAUCCUAUCAUCUUGUCCUCUUGACAAUAUAACCACAUUACUGCUAGUCGGAGGCUACUCUGAGUCACCUUAUGUGAGAGAAAGAAUAAAACAAGAACUUCCCAAACUGAGUACGGUGAUAGUAGAAGACGGUAGACUGGCAGUGACGAAAGGCGCUGUGAUGAUGGGACGUAAUCCCAGAAACAUAAUCCAAAGGAGGGCAAGAUUCACAUAUGGGUUUAGACAGAAUGCAUUCUUUAUAGAAGGGCUGCAUUUAGAAAAGUUUAAGUACUACAAAGAUGGGGAAGCCCGAUGUGCAGGUGUGUUUGUCAAGCUGAUAAGGCGAGGUCAGCUCCUGCAGCACAGGCAAGAGUUCUCAAGGGAAGUACAUGGAACAUUCAAACAGCCAGAGACUAAACACGAUAUCCAGUAUACAUCACUGUGGCGGUCUCCAUGGCCUGACCCUAUGUAUUGCACCAUUGAAGAGGACCAGUGUGAGGAGGUGGGUAGAAUCAGCAUGCACCCUCCUCCUGGGGGCUGGCCUGAUGUGGUGAAUGGUGAACAGAAGUUGACAGUGGGGGAGACUGAGUUCACCAUGAACGUCAGAAUUCAGGAGACUGGUGAGGAAUGUGAUACAAACAUCGAUUUCCUGUGA